UCAUCCUGAUAUCCAGUGGUUCAUUUCCUUGCCAUUGUUAGCUAUUAACUGCUGCUGAGAUAAAACUUUCUUACCUAUGAGAUCUCCAAAAAGGAAAAUCUUCAAGCCCUAAGGGACUUCACAGAAAACCAUAUACUUAAGCCUUACAUAUAUUUGGUACACAUUUUUGAAGCUUUAAUGCACAAAAUUACAGUCACUUUCUUAAUGGUGCGGGGACUCAGUGUAUAUAGCUAAUACCUAGAUUAUCUUUCUUCCUCUUACACUGUUUACCUGCCUGGGACGGGACCAAAAGGUCAGUUGAACUUACCUCAAAAGUUCGAUUUUUAGCCCUACUUCUUAUCAUGGUACAUUUAUUGUAGGCAUGGGUUAGAAAAGAACAUAACAAAAUGAGAGGAAAAUAUUAAGUGGUUCAAGAUAUUAAUAUUUUUAAAUAAUGAUACUUUAAAAUCAAAAGCAAAUCAGAUCUUUGGAGAAGAGGGAUGAAAAAAGAAUGUCACAUGGUGUAAUAAUAGAGUCCAGGCAACCAGAAUGCUGCUUCGAAGUCUUAAGGAACAAACCAAUCUUCUGGUGUGUCCUUUGCCACCUCCCUUGGAGGUACACAAACUUGCAAGCCACAAUUGGCUGUCUUCCCAAAUUCUGGAAACUUUUCAAGGAUCACAGGAGUUGGUACAAUUUGCUUGAUAAUCUGUGGCAUCCUCUCCGUGGUUUAGCGCAAAUUUUCACAUGUCGGCAUGCAGGUGGUCCCAUCUUUCCCUCCUGCCUCUGAGUGUGCUGGAGAAGAGAAAGGAGUUGGUACACGCACAGUGUUUGUUGGCAAUCAUCCAGUUUCAGAAACAGAAGCUUACAUUGCACAAAGAUUUUGUGGUAAUAGAAUAGUUUCAUCUAAGUAUACACUUUGGAAUUUCCUCCCAAAGAAUCUGUUUGAACAGUUUAGAAGAAUUGCAAAUUUUUAUUUUCUCAUCAUUUUCCUUGUACAGGUCACAGUAGACACACCAACUAGCCCAGUUACCAGUGGACUUCCACUUUUCUUUGUUAUAACUGUUACAGCCAUCAAGCAGGGAUAUGAAGAUUGGCUGAGACACAGAGCUGACAAUGAAGUCAACAAGAGCACUGUUUACAUUAUUGAAAAUGCACAGCGAGUACGAAAAGAGAGUGAAAAAAUCAAGGUUGGUGAUGUAGUAGAAGUACAGGCAGAUGAAACCUUUCCCUGUGAUCUUAUUCUUCUAUCUUCCUGCACUAGUGAUGGAACCUGUUAUGUUACUACAGCCAGUCUUGAUGGGGAAUCCAAUUGCAAGACACAUUAUGCGGUACGUGAUACUAUCACACUGUGUACAGCUGAUUCCAUCGAUAAGCUCCGAGCAGCAAUUGAAUGUGAACAGCCUCAACCUGACCUCUACAAGUUUGUUGGACGAAUUAAUAUCUAUAGUAAUAGUCUUCAGGUGGUUGCCAGAUCUUUGGGACCUGAAAAUCUCUUGUUGAAAGGAGCUACUCUGAAAAAUACCAAGAAGAUAUAUGGAAUUGCUGUUUACACUGGGAUGGAAACCAAAAUGGCUUUGAACUACCAAGGAAAAUCUCAAAAACGUUCUGCUGUUGAAAAAUCCAUUAAUGCCUUCUUGAUUGUGUAUUUAUUUAUCUUACUGACCAAAGCUGCAGUGUGCACUACUCUAAAGUAUGUUUGGCAAAGUACACCAUAUAAUGAUGAACCUUGGUAUAACCAAAAGACCCUGAAAGAGCAUGAAACAUUGAAGGUUUUGAAAAUGUUCACCGACUUCCUGUCAUUUAUGGUUCUAUUCAACUUUAUCAUUCCUGUCUCAAUGUAUGUCACAGUAGAAAUGCAGAAAUUCUUGGGCUCCUUUUUCAUUUCAUGGGAUAAAGACUUUUAUGAUGAAGAAAUUAAUGAAGGAGCCCUGGUUAACACAUCAGACCUUAAUGAAGAACUUGGUCAGGUGGAUUAUGUAUUUACAGAUAAGACUGGAACACUCACUGAAAACAGCAUGGAAUUCAUUGAAUGCUGCAUAGAUGGGCAUAAGUAUAAAGGUGUAGCUCAGGAGGCUGAUGGACUCUCUCAGACUGAUGGACCCUUAACAUAUUUUGACAAAGCAGAUAAGAAUCGAGAAGAGCUCUUUCUGCGUGCCUUGUGUUUAUGUCAUACUGUAGAAAUUAGAGCAAAUGAUGCUGUUGAUGGAACAACAGAAUCAGCUGAAUUAACCUAUAUGUCCUCUUCACCAGAUGAAAUAGCUUUGGUGAAAGGAGCUAAAAAGUAUGGGUUCACAUUUGUAGGAAUUCGGAAUGGCCAUAUGAGAGUAGAAAAUCAAAGAAAAGAAAUAGAAGAGUAUGAACUUCUUCACACCUUAAACUUUGAUUCUGUCCGCCGUCGUAUGAGUGUAAUUGUGAGAACUCAGGCAGGAGACAUACUUCUCUUUUGUAAAGGAGCAGAUUCAGCCGUUUUCCCCAGGGUGCAAAGUCAUGAAAUUGAGUUAACUAAAGCCCACGUGGAACGUAAUGCAGUGGAUGGGUAUCGAACACUUUGUGUAGCCUUCAAAGAAAUUGCUCCAGAUGAUUACAAAAGAAUUAACAGACAGCUCAUAGAGGCAAAAAUGACCUUACAAGGCAGAGAAGAAAAAAUGGAAAAGGUUUUUGAUGAUAUUGAGACAAACAUGAAUUUAAUUGGAGCAACUGCAGUGGAAGACAAGCUACAAGAUCAAGCGGCUGAGACCAUUGAGGCUCUGCAUGCAGCAGGUCUGAAAGUGUGGGUGCUUACCGGGGACAAGAUGGAGACAGCCAAAUCUACCUGCUAUGCCUGCCGCCUUUUCCAAACCAGCACUGAGCUCUUGGAACUGACUACAAAAACCAUCGAAGAAAGUGAAAGGAAAGAAGAUCGAUUACAUGAAUUAUUGAUAGAAUAUCGUAAGAAGUUGAUGCAUGAAUUUCCUAAAAGUACUAGAAGCCUUAAAAAAGCAUGGACAGAACAUCAGGAAUAUGGAUUAAUCAUCGAUGGCUCCACCUUGUCACUCAUACUAAAUUCUAGUCAAGACUCCAGUUCUAACAAUUACAAAAGCAUUUUCCUACAAAUCUGUAUGAAGUGCACUGCAGUGCUCUGCUGCCGGAUGGCACCAUUACAGAAAGCCCAGAUUGUCAGAAUGGUGAAGAAUUUAAAAGGCAGCCCAAUAACACUGUCAAUAGGUGAUGGUGCCAAUGAUGUUAGUAUGAUCUUGGAAUCCCAUGUGGGAAUAGGUAUUAAAGGCAAAGAAGGUCGCCAAGCAUCUAGGAAUAGUGACUAUUCUGUUCCAAAGUUUAAACAUUUAAGGAAGCUACUAUUGGCUCAUGGACAUCUAUAUUAUGUGAGAAUAGCACACCUUGUACAGUAUUUCUUCUAUAAGAACCUUUGUUUCAUUUUGCCACAAUUUUUAUACCAGUUCUUCUGUGGAUUCUCACAACAGCCACUCUAUGAUGCUGCUUACCUUACAAUGUACAAUAUCUGCUUCACAUCCUUGCCCAUCCUGGCCUACAGUCUACUGGAACAGCACAUCAACAUUGACACUCUGACCUCAGAUCCCCGGUUGUAUAUGAAAAUUUCUGGCAAUGCCAUGCUACAGUUGGGCCCCUUCUUAUAUUGGACAUUUCUAGCUGCAUUUGAAGGGACUGUGUUCUUCUUUGGAACUUAUUUUCUCUUUCAGACUUCAUCCCUAGAAGAAAAUGCAAAGGUAUAUGGAAACUGGACUUUUGGAACCAUUGUUUUUACAGUCUUAGUAUUCACUGUAACUCUGAAGCUUGCCUUGGAUACUCAUUUCUGGACAUGGAUAAAUCACUUUGUGAUUUGGGGUUCUUUAGCCUUUUACAUAUUUUUCUCAUUCUUCUGGGGAGGAAUUAUUUGGCCUUUUCUCAAACAACAGAGAAUGUAUUUCGUAUUUGCUCAGAUGCUGUCUUCUGUAUCCACAUGGUUGGCCAUAAUUCUUCUAAUAUUUAUCAGCCUUUUCCCUGAGAUUCUCCUGAUAGUAUUAAAGAAUGUAAGAAGAAGAAAUGCCAGGAGAAAUCUGAGCUGUAAAAGGGCAUCUGACUCAUUAUCCACCAGACCUUCAGUCAGACCUCUUCUUUUACGAACAUUCUCAGACGAAUCUAAUAUAUUGUAACAGAAUCUGCAUCUUGAACUGCCUAUGUUAUUGUCCUACAAGCAUAUUGACAGUGGUUACAGCUAAAAAAGAAAGCAUGAAGAAACAACUACAAAAAAGUUACCAUCUCAGGAUAUUCAAUAUGCAACAAACUAAACCACUCUAUGUUUAGGAUUCAGAAUAAAUGUCCAUUAAUAUAACAAAUGACUCUUAAGCAUUUAUAGUUAUUUUAAGUAGCCAUUAUGGUCAGAGCUCUAGAUUAUGAAUUAUGUGAAAGUUGAAAGCAAGAAUAUUUAGAUUUUCUGGCUUUAGGUAGGAUAAUAUAACUAUCAAAUGGGUGCUCUUUUAACCCAUGAACUCUGUGAAUGGAUUUAAAUACAAUAAUAUAAAGUAGAAGUCAUGCAAUGGGAAUAAAUAGAUUUUGCUAAUACUACUUUUUUUGCCUGGCAGAAGAAAUAGGCUGUUUGGAUCACAUUUCUUAUUCCUGCUGAAUUAUAAUCUUAAAUUAUUUUUUUCAAACAUAAAAGGAAUACUUGAAAAUACAAGAAGACUAAAUGAUAUCAAUACAUCAGAUAGAAUAGCUAAUCCUUUCUGUUCACCCACAUGCUAAUUCUGUCUUGAUAGACUAUCCUUGCCAAAAAAAUAUCUUGAAUACAACACCUAUGUUGAAAAAAUGUUAAUAAUCCUGGGUAUUUUUAUGUGAAUCAAAAUAUAUUUAUUUUUGUUCUUCUGAAUUAAAUCCCACUUAAUUGGUGUAUGGGCUAGUAGAUUUUAAAAUAAAAUAUUUCUAAUCACUUAGCCCCUCAAAAUAACUAAGAUAUCACAGAUUUUUUCCAAUUAUUUUACUUGGUUCUGAGGUAAGGUAGGCAAAACCGUAGUUACACAAAAGUAAAGACCAUUCUGAAUAUCAGUCUUUCAUAAUUUUUUGUGGGGAGGAAGAAAGCUUAUUUCAAACUGUUAAUGGUUUUUAUUCAAAAGAGGCUGCAUUUAUGCAUACAUGCAGCACUUUUUUUUUUACUUGCCAAUUUGGGAAGAAGGGAUCCAUCCCAGGACAGUGGUUCAGCCUGCAGAGUCAUUACUGGGAACAUGAAUGUUGAGUGUUGUCUGUCUCAGCAGACUUGGCAAGGACAAUGGUAUAGCUCUAAACUGGGAGAUUCAUCUUGGUAAAGUCCUCGACUUACUAGGCUCAUAGGAGUUUUUAGCUUCCUAAUAAGUUCACUGAAAACAUAAAAAUUAAUGUGAAAUGUCUUCAUUGAAUGUUAAAAUUAAACACACUUUUUUGGAUAUAAAUUACUAUAUUUGACUACUAGAUUGAAAUGGUCUUUUAAAAAGUGUUUUCACACCAGUUUCCUUUUUUUUUUGGUUGUCUUUCUGGCAUGCCUGUACUAUUUUUAGUGUUCAUAUUGUACCUUGAUUUGGAAAAGCAUUGGACUCAAUCUACAUCAAUGUAUUUAUGUAGUCCAUAUGGCACAUGUGAUUCUACCAUAUAUAUUUUAUGUUAAUGUUUAGGUGUAAUUUUUCUUAAAUUCUAGAGGAGAUGUAAUUUCAGCUCUCAGAAACCAUUCCAUCUUUAUGGACCCUUUUUCAUUAUUUCAUUUGUUCUCAUCUAUCAGUAUUAUUUUUGAGUAUUUUGUUGGGUCAUUCAUGCCUUACUUAAGUGUGGUGUAUUCUGAUAGCCUAUAUUUGAGGUAGUCUGCUGAAAACGAAGUCUAUAUAUUCUUUGCCAAUUCCAAAGAGUUAAAAAAUCAGACCCAGGAAAGCUUUUGAUGUUUUGUUGUUGUUCUUGUUCUUGUUUAUGUAGUUGUUGCUGUAUUGUCAUUGUUGUUUUACGUAAGAACUGUAGGGACUGUGAAUAUACAUUAGAGAGGCACAAUAUAUAGAAAGGCUUGUUUAAUGCAGACCACUGGAGAUUGACAUAAUCCGAAUAUCCAGCAUAGAGGAAAUAUAACUGGUGGCAUCUAAAAUUCUUUGCAGCCAGGAAGAAAAAUGAGUAAGGGGGAUUUAGAGUCAUGUCUCAGCUACACAUUAUACUGCAGCUCACAUUUAUGAUGGCAGUGAUGUAUAAUAUCAUGGCCUAGAUCCUUGAGCAGGACCUGACUUUCCUUUUGGAAAGAUAUUUUAUUAAUGAGCUAAAAAAUGGCUAGCAUGGGGUUAGCAGAUGGAAUAACUGGAAGUAAGCUAUCCAGUAUUCCUAGGGUACAAUUUUAGCCACCUUAUUUUGUGACAGAGAAAGGGGAGAAAUGUAAUAAUAGGAUCACAGACCCAUCAUUUGAAUAAUUUUGAACUAUCAAAAUGUUCUUGUAACUUUCACAACUGUUGUCCAUUGUUUCAGUAUGUUACUUAAUAAACUGAAAACAAAUUCCAUUUCUACAACAUUUACACCAGCAACAGUAUAAAUGUAAGCCUAAAUCUGCAAAAUUCACAAGAAUUUAAUGAUGGGGUUUUUUAAUAACAUGCAGUAUGUAAAUGUGCAGAUUUUAUGCAAGUGUUGACAAAAUCAUUUUUCAGCUUGCAAAACGGUACUGCAGUAUCACAUUUUUCACUUAAGCAGUUUUUUACAUCUACGUUGUUGCUUUCUAUAAUGAAUGUGAAUGCCAUCUUUUAUGAAUGCAAUUUGUCUUUUUCAUUACAAAAAUUUCUGUUUGAUGAAAUCAAUAAACUUUGGUAUGAUAUGA
Messenger RNA from Manis pentadactyla (Chinese pangolin), 6784 nucleotides. RefSeq names its product ATPase phospholipid transporting 11C (gene ATP11C). Gene Ontology annotation, biological process: phospholipid translocation. NCBI's taxonomy places the organism in Eukaryota, Metazoa, Chordata, Mammalia, Pholidota, Manidae. The record is from RefSeq and is a predicted model, not a curated record. The transcript has 30 exons. Bases 732 to 4130 code for a protein of 1132 amino acids. Gene Ontology annotation, cellular component: recycling endosome; plasma membrane; endoplasmic reticulum. Gene Ontology annotation, molecular function: magnesium ion binding; ATP binding; ATPase-coupled intramembrane lipid carrier activity.